Messenger RNA from Oncorhynchus nerka (sockeye salmon), 6081 nucleotides. Its product is annotated as fibronectin type III domain-containing protein 11. Lineage: Eukaryota; Metazoa; Chordata; Actinopteri; Salmoniformes; Salmonidae. The record is from RefSeq and is a predicted model, not a curated record. The transcript has a single exon. The coding region runs from base 104 to 1147 and encodes 347 amino acids. Gene Ontology annotation, molecular function: protein binding.
CUAUCCGGUGUGUAUGACAAUAAAACAUCAUGUUUUUUUUAAUUCAGUUUAAUCUUUACAUAAGAGAGAAAACAUGUAGCUCGCCAAAGUAAUACAGACAGAGAUGUUUAAUUAUAUGAUGAAGGAAAAUCUCCUUGUGUGUUUUGCAGCUGACAUGAAAAGAAUGAUGACCCCCCCGAGCGAUGACAGUGACGUAAGCGAUCAGCGCCAACCCAUGAAGACACGCUGCGCUGGUGGCCAGGGAGGAGACAGCCCCGGCAUGGACCCGAAAAAAUGGAUCACCUUCAAAGACCUCCAUGACCGGGUCACACAGCUGCUCUCCACUAAGCUCAACCCCUGUAACAUCAAGCAGUGCAAGUCCAAACUGGACAUCCUCAAUAAGUGCUCCUAUUACCUGGAGGUCAUGCGCCAGGACACACUCCACCAACCAGACCAGCAGCAGAACUACCUGUCCAACUCCACCAUCCUCCACCUCAUCGAUCCCUGGAAGUUCCAGCGGAUGAAGAAGCUGGGCCACAGCCAGGUGCAGAUCCAGCUGAGCCUGCUGGAAGAGCUCUACGAGCAGUUCUGUAAGGGCAAAGUGGAAAUGGAGGCCAUAGCCAGCCAGAGCGUCUAUGGCGAUCAAGAGGUCGAACACAUAAAUGGGAGGAUAGCGCAUCUCAUUAAGGCGUUCACGGACUUUGACUCGACACUGAUGCCCGGGGAGCUGCACACAAAGCACCGGCUCAUCUCCGAGACGGGAAACGCUAAGGUACCCCAGAUCCAUUUGAGGCUGUCCGUCAAAAUGCCCGUGAUGUUCGACACGUCACGCUCGGAGGCUCUGGCCGACUGCGCCCGGCUGCACUGGGAAAUGGCCGGGCAGGAGCAGCAGGAGCCUGGGGAACAGUUUGAGAUCCGCUACAAGCUCCUCCAGCCGACCAACACGGAGGAAGGGAACCAGCUAGGAACGGUGACCUGCAACUCCUACUGCAUACAGGUCAACAACCUGUUGCCGCAAAGGUGCUACGAGUUCACAGUGAAGCGGGCUGACGCCUGCUGCCUGGUCUACGGGUUCUGGAAUGACACCAUGGUGCUCAGAACCAUGCCACUAUCCCCAGGGGGCUUCACCGGGAGCCAGGAGAAGAGGAGGAGGCUGUUCCCCUGGUAAAGGGCUAGCGUGGCAUGAGUGCAUAGCAAUAUGAAAAUAAAGACAUUUUAAUUUUUUUUAUCUCUCUAAUAAAAGACAUUGUCAAGAUUUUGGGGAUUCGAGCCUAGUCCUUUAAUCAUGAUACAGAGCAAAACAAAUAUUGUCCUUGAGAAUGUGUCUGAUAUGUUGUUAUGGCAUUGUUAUGUCUGCCACCUAGCCAUAUGGCCAUACCAGACAUAACUGUGGAGAGAGUGAAGAAGGUUUUUCAUUUCCAAUAGCAGCAUAAACAUGGACAUUUCAAUAUAAUAGUGGAUGUCCAUAAUUAUGGCGGCUCCCAUGCACUUGUCACAAAUGCCUUGUUCGCCGUAUUGUACAUUGAUCUCUUUUUUGCAUUGUCUUUAGCAGAGUAAACUACAUGAUCCCAAUUUUAGCUCCAAGACCGUGGAAUUAAAUAAAAAGGAUACAGUAUAUUGGCGUAUUGAACCAUGUUGUGCACCAUAGUUUCAUAACUCUGUGGAUUUUGCUAAAACAAUGAAGUCAUAUCUGAAUCCCACUAUCUUUACGCAAUUUUGCCAUUGCAGAUGAAAUACAUUGUUGAUACUUUGCGUUCGAGCAGUGCUUUGACGGUGAAGUAAACACGUUUUUUUGUGCACUUUGUGUGGUAUAGCAUCUCUGUGGUCAGGGUUACUCACAAUCAAACAAUCUGAUGUUUAACGUAAUACACUGUUUAACUUAAUACACUGUUUAACGUAAUACACUGUUUAACUUAAUACACUGAUGUUUCACGUAAUACACUGCUGUUUAACUUAAUACACUGUUUAACUUAAUACACUGUUUAACGUAAUACACUGUUUAACUUAAUACACUGUUUAACUUAAUACACUGCUGUUUCACGUAAUACACUGUGGUUAUGCAAUCAUAUAGGUUAUUAUUGUACUAACAAUGACCUAUAUUAAUUGGGUAACUAAUGACUAUGACCAGCUCGCCCAGCUACUCACUGGACCCAAUGAUAACUUGGUUACGUAUGCCUCUCCCUAAUGUCAAUAUGCCUUGUCCAUUGCUGUUUUGGUUAGUAAUUAUUGCCUUAUUUCACUGUAGGGCUUCUAGCCCUGCUCAAUACUCCUUAGCUAACCCUUUAGUUCCACCUCCCACACAUGCGGUGACCUCACCUGGUUUAAAUUAUGUUUCUAGAGACAAUAUCUCUCUCAUCGUCACCCAAUGCAUAGGUUUACCUCCACUGUAUUCACAUCCUACCAUACCUUUGUCUGUACAUUAUGCCUUGAAUCUAUUCUACCGUGCCCAGAAACCUGCUCCUUUUACUCUCUGUCCCGAACGUUCUAGAUGACCAGUUCUUAUAGCCUUUAGCUGUACCCUUAUCCUACUCUUCCUCUGUCCCUCUGGUUAUGUAUAGGUUAAUCCAGGCCCUGCAGUGCCUAGCUCCACUCCCAUUCCCCAGGCGCUCUCAUUUGUUGACUUCUGUAACCGUAAAAGCCUUGGUUUCAUGAAUGUUUACAUUAGAAGCCUCCUCCCUAAGUUUGUUUUAUUCACUGCCUUAGCACACUCUGCCAACCCGGAUGUCCUAGCCGUGUCUGAAUCCUGGUUUAGGAAGACCACCAAAAACCCUGAAAUUUCCAUUCCUAACUAUAAAAUUUUCCAACAAGAUAGAACUGCCAAAGGGGGCAGAGUUGCAAUCUACUGCAGAGAUAGCAUACAGAGUUCUGUCUUACUAUCCAGGUCUGUGCCCAAACAAUUUGAGCUUCUACUUUUAAAAAUCCACCUUUCCAGAAACAAGUCUCUCACCGUUGCCGCUUGCUAUAGACCCCCCUCAGCCCCCAGCUGUGCCCUGGACACCAUAUGUGAAUUUAUUGCCCCCCAUCUAUCUUCAGAGUUUGUACUGUUAGAUGACCUAAAAUGGGACAUUCUUAACACCCCGGCCGUCCUACAAUCUAAGCUUGAUGCACUCAAUCUCACACAAAUUAUCAAUGAACCUACCAGGUAUAACCCCAAAUCUGUAAACACGGGCACCCUCAUAGAUAUCAUCCUAACAAACCUGCCCUCCAAAUACACCCUAGCUGUCUUCAAUCAGGAUCUCAGCGAUCACUGCCUCAUUGCCUGUGUCCGUAAUGGGUCUGCGGUCAAACGACCACCCCUCAUCACUGUCAAACGCUCCAGCGAGCAGGCCUUUCUUAUCGACACUUCAGCGAGCAGGCCUUUCUAAUCGACCUAGCCCAGGUAUCCUGGAAGGAUAUUGACCUCAUUCCGUCAGUAGAGGAUGCCUGGUUAUUCUUUAAAAGUGCUUUCCUCACCCUCUUAAAUAAACAUGCCCCAUUCAAUUUUUUUAACCAGGAACACUCCAGACCUGACUGCCCUUGACCAGCACAAAAACACCCUGUGGCUUUCUGCAUUAGCAUUGAAUAGCCCCCGCGAUAUGCAACUUUUCAGGGAAGCUACGGAGCAAUAUACACAGGCAGUUAGGAAAGUAAAGGCUAGCUUUUUCAAACAGAAAUGUGCAUCCUGUAGCACAAACUCCAAAAAGUUCUGGGACAUUGUAAAGUCCAUGGAGAAUAAGAGCACCUCCUCCCAGCUGCCCACUGUACUGAGGCUAGGAAACACUGUCACCACCGAUAAAUCACGCGCUCGCGCUCCAGCAGGUAUACCUCACUGGUCACCCCCAAAGCCAAUUCCUACUUUGGCCACCUUUCCUUCCAGUUCUCUGCUGCCAAUGACUGGAACGAACUGCAAAAAUCACUGAAGCUGGAGACUCAUAUCUCCUUCACUAACUUUAAGCACCAGCUGUCAGAGCAGCUCACAGAUCACUGCACCUGUAUAUAGCCCAUCUGUAAAUAGUCCAUCCAACUACCUCAUCCCCAUACUGUUAUUUAUUUUAUUUAUUUUGCUCCUUUGCACCCCAGUAUCUCUACUUGCACACUCAUCUUCUGCACAUCUAUCACUCCAGUGUUUAAUUGCUAUAUUGUAAUUAUUUCACCACUAUGGCCUAUUUAUUGCCUUUACCUCCCUUAUCCUACCUCAUUUCCACACACUGUAUAUACAGUAGACUUUUCCUAUUGUAUUAUUGACUGCAUGUUUGUUUAUUCCAUGUUUAACUGUGUGUUGUUGUAUGUGUCGCACUGCUUUGCUUUAUCUUGGCCAGGUCGCAGUUGUAAAUGAGAACUUGUUCUCAACUAGCCUACCUGGUUAAAUGAAGGAGAGAAAAAAAAGAAUAAAUAAAAAUGAGCAGUAGGGAUUGAUUCUCCGCUAACAAAUGGAAAAUGCUAAUAUUUAUAAUGUGUUUAUCUACGAAAACACGUGUGAGGCCUUAGUAAGCCCUAGACAAAACAAUGUAUGCAUCCCAAAUGGCACCCUAUUCCAUAUAGCACUCUAUUCCCUAUACUAUUCCCUAUAGCACUCUAUUCCCUAUAGCACUCUAUUCCCUAUACUAUUCCCUAUAGCACUCUAUUCCCUAUACUAUUCCCACUCUGGCACUCCAGAUUGAAUUUACGAACGCACCCUUAAGCUGAACAUGCCAUUAUUGUACUAAGAAUGACCUAUAUUAAUUGGGUAACUAAUGACUAUGACCAAUGAUAACCAACCAAUAACAAUUCUUAUGAGGCCUUAAGAACCCAAACUUUCAUAACCAGCAUAAUACAGAAAACACUAACACUUAGAAACAAAAGCAACAUGUACAGGUAUGCUGAGACAGAAGAGCAAAUUGUCUAAAAUAGGCAGAAAGCAAUAUAAAUGUGAUGACAGAUCAUUGAUAUGCAUUUCACUCACACUGGUGAAUCUCAGAGAAUGUAUCUCUUCACAUACUGUAUAUUUCCCAGAGCGAACAGACUUGUUUUGAAGAUCCUUUAAAAUACUCCAUUGUUCAUUAUUAUCACGCAGCUACAAACUGCUUUUCAUUUUAUUCGACAAAUCCCAUGGUUUAGCCUGCCUGUUAUCAGACAGCUACAAACUGCUUUUCGUUUUAUUUGACAAAUCCCAUGGUUUAGCCUGCCUGUUAUCAGACAGCUACAAACUGCUUUUCGUUUUAUUUGACAAAUCCCAUGGUUUAGCCUGCCUGUUAUCAGACAGCUACAAACUGCUUUUCGUUUUAUUUGACAAAUCCCAUGGUUUAGCCUGCCUGUUAUCAGACAGCUACAAACUGCUUUUCGUUUUAUUUGACAAAUCCCAUGGUUUAGCCUGCCUGUUAUCAGACAGCUACAAACUGCUUUUCGUUUUAUUCGACAAAUCCCAUGGUUUAGCCUGCCUGUUAUCAGACAGCUACAAACUGCUUUUCGUUUUAUUUGACAAAUCCCAUGGUUUAGCCUGCCUGUUAUCAGACAGCUACAAACUGCUUUUCGUUUUAUUUGACAAAUCCCAUGGUUUAGCCUGCCUGUUAUCAGACAGCUGCAAACUGCUUUUCGUUUUAUUUGACAAAUCCCAUGGUUUAGCCUGCCUGUUAUCAGACAGCUGCAAACUGCUUUUCGUUUUAUUUGACAAAUCCCAUGGUUUAGCCUGCCUGUUAUCAGACAGCUACAAACUGCUUUUCGUUUUAUUUGACAAAUCCCAUGGUUUAGCCUGCCUGUUAUCAGACAGCUACAAACUACUUUUCGUUUUAUUUGACAAAUCCCAUGGUUUAGCCUGCCUGUUAUCAGACAGCUGCAAACUGCUUUUCGUUUUAUUUGACAAAUCCCAUGGUUUAGCCUGCCUGUUAUCAGGCAGAUAUAAGAUUGAUAUGUUUCAAUGAUUCAUUUUCCAGACAUGAUUAAUCUUCUCCUGUCUAUGUAAAAACGUCAUUUCUAUUUUGCAUACUGUCUAUCCACCAUUCUAUAUUACCCGUUCAAGUAGCAGUCUUGUGUGACAAUAAAAGGAGGAACUCUCUACGACCUUCUCCUAAAUCUAUGGGUUUAUAAUACUCUGUCAUGUUCUCCAGUGUACAUCAUGACAUUAAAGAAGUUGAAGUGAAGUUUCAA